GUACAAAGAAGGCUCGGGGCGCUCUUCGGUCUGGCCCUUGAGCAGCCUGCCCUCCAAUCUUCGCUCGCUCCUCGACCCCUUUCGAGCCCCUCCCUCACCGCCACCAUCCCCCGCCAUCAUUCAUUCGCUCGCGCAUUCUUUCAUCCUCUCGGUCACUUUUCGAAUUUGUCUCCGGACUCGCAUCGGACGCGAGGGCGACGAAGAAGAAGACGACCAGAGGAGAGGAGGAGAAGACGGUGGCGAGUGUGAGGACGAAGUGAGAGGAGGAGGAGGAGGAGGAGAAGGACGGAGAAACGUGCAGGACGAUUUUUACGAUCGAUUCGUGGGUUGAUGGAGUGAUCGGUUUAUUGUACAGCCGAAAGCCGAAAGAAGAAGAAGAAGAAGAAGCCGCAGCAGCAGCAGCACUUGCCAAAGCAGCAGCGGAAGCGAGGAAAGGAAGCGCAGCGGAGCCGAGAGGAGAAGUGAGGAGUGAGCGAGAGCGAUCGAUCUGUGGUCGCUUGAUUUUUGGAUUUGAGAGAGCUUGUUAGUUGAGUUGGUUCGCCUCGCCCUGUGUUGUAGGCGGCCGUGAUUCGAAUUGGGAUCUGGGGUGAUGGGUAAGAUGACAACGAGUAGGAAGAUGCCUUUUAGGUUGGGUGUAGUUGCGUGGAUUUGUGUGGUUUUGAGUUUUGUGAGCGUAGGAUGUGUGGUGGCCGAUGCCGGGGUGGAUUUGGAGAGCGAGGUGGACACAGGUCUUAGCAAGAGUGCACCUCUUUUGAAGGAGAUUGAUAGGUUGAAAGAGCUCGUGGGGGGUUUGGAGAAGUCUCUGAAGGAGAAGGAUGAGAGCCUGAAGGAGAAAUCGAUUCUCUUGGAGAAGAAAGAAGAGCAUAUCAAUGUCAUUGAUUCGGAGUUGCUGAGUUUGAAGGCCGAAAAGGGAUACAAGGAUACCCUGAGUAAGCUCGAGUCGGAGUUGGAGGCGGCUCUGGUGAAGGCCAAGGAGCUCGAAUCCAGUGUGUUGCAGGCUCAAAAGGAAUCGCAGGAAGCUGAGAAAAAUGUUAAAUCAUGGGAGAAGCGUGCCCUCGCUGCGGAGAAAAGCCUGAACGAUCUGGAAGCAAAGCACGAGGAAACCCACAAAUCCCUAUUGGAGCAAAGGAAACGCGCCCAGAGUGCGGAGCAGACCCUGAAGAUCGCGGAGGCGGCCAUGCUCGAGGCCGAGACCAAGGCUCACACGCGCACGAAGGAACUGCUCAAAGUCACCAAUCAAUGGCUGCCUCACUGGGCUUCUACUCGCGUUGGCCAGUUGCAGGCGAACGCAGUGACGAAGUGGAGAAGGCACGCUAAACCUCGCGUUGAAUUGCUCUUGAAAAGCGCUUCCCAGAAGGCAGCUGAAGCGCAGGAUUGGGCCAAACCCCACCUGGAGUCUGUGAAGAGCUCGGUAGUACCUGCCGCCCAGCAACACUGGAGAACUUUGGCCGACUCAUUGGGCCCUCAUGUACAAACCCUUCGAUCGAACACAUUGAAGGGUUACGAGGUGGUUAGGACGGAGUACUUGGGAAAAGCCCAGGAGUACGUGAAACCUCACGUAGACACAAUUGUAGAGGCUAGCCGCCCUUACGUGGGGAUGAUCCAGGAGCAUACACGCCCUUACGUGGAUCAAAUCUCGACCUUGACAAAGCCGUACUUGGAUCAAGCUCGCCAGAUUGUGAAUCCCUAUGUGGAGAAAGCGGCACCGUAUUACCGCGAUGCAGUUUCAGCAGCAGUAAGGCAUCAUAAGAACCUGCAAGAGACCGUGAGGUCCAAUCUGGCCAAACACGACCUGGGAAACUCUUUGGUUAGCCAGGAGUUGGUUUGGUUUCUGGCGUCUGCUUUGUUGGCACUUCCUGUGUUGACUUUGUUUCUGGCAUUUUCUUCCGCAUUCGCUGGGAAGAAGAAGCAGCCCAAGAGGAAAAGUACCGCCUCGGGUACUCAAGGCACAAAAAAGAGAAGUAAGAGGGACAAGUAGAAGAUCGGGCCGAGAACGGAACAUCAGUCGACUUCUGGACGAAGUGUAAGCCUCACUUCGUGAUCAAGUAAGAACGCUUGUGCUGUUUGGUCUGAGAGCUGUUUCGGGUGCCGGGCUCCUGUAACUAAAAUGUGAAUACCGACUCCAUUCGAUCUACUGAAGGUUCAACCGGCACAACUUAAUUUCACACCUGCCGCCCAUUCUUGAAGUCUCGAUGGGAGGUUUUGCAGCUGAGACUUUCGCAUAUCCGCUCUGAGAAACUCCAUGAACUUGCUGGAUUUACAAUGGAUGGUUGCGGAUAUAUUUUGCUGGUGGAUGUCCUCUCUUCAUGCGAGAGCGUAGAGAAAAGAAUUAUUGAAUAAUUAGUCAUCACAGACGAAUGAUUCGCUAUGGCUUUCUUUGUCAGAUUCAAGUGUAGUCUAGAAUUACAUUGAGCGGUCGAUUCGAUCUCUCAAUGGCCAGAAGGUUAUCAUCCCACGAUCUGUGACCUAUUUAUGAAUCAAGAUUUUACUUACAAGCA
Messenger RNA from Marchantia polymorpha subsp. ruderalis, 2498 nucleotides. Lineage: Eukaryota; Viridiplantae; Streptophyta; Marchantiopsida; Marchantiales; Marchantiaceae. The record is from the annotation of a GenBank genome assembly.